Vicia villosa (hairy vetch) is the source of this 2187-nucleotide messenger RNA. RefSeq lists its product as uncharacterized. The record is from RefSeq and is a predicted model, not a curated record. NCBI's taxonomy places the organism in Eukaryota, Viridiplantae, Streptophyta, Magnoliopsida, Fabales, Fabaceae. The coding region runs from base 1 to 2013 and encodes 670 amino acids. The transcript is spliced from 4 exons.
AUGAGGACCAUCAACGCUUUCGAAUGUUGGCCAUUCCCAGACAAGGAGGAGCUUAAACAUGAUAAAAUCAUGUCUAUGCUACCUCCGAUGGUUGUUCCAAAACGGUCAAGAAGUCGUCGCCGCCGUAGUAGAUACGUGAGAAAUUUGAAUAGAUCAAAUAUAUGUUCUACUGGUGGUGGUACUUCGGCGUCUAGGGAAAAUUUAUCAAUUAGGUCAAAUUCGAGGCCCCGCAAAAUUGAGGAUAUUAUAGAUCAAAAAAAGGAUAAGGAAAAACAUUUGUCAAUGCCAACGCCACCUCAGAUGCUGAUAAAUCUACCACCCCCUCCGCCACUUCCUCCAAUUCCAACAUAUCCUUCCAUGCCACCUCCACCACCUCGGCCUCCAAAAACCCAAUUAUGUUCCCCGUCGCUUUCACAGAUCGAGAACAUGUUAAAUAUUAUUGUACUUGAUGACGAAGAAGAUGAGGAUCCACAAAUGGUGAGCAAAUUCAGAAAAGGGAUGAAGAGAUUAAAUGUUGAACUGUCAAAAUCAAAUGAAGGAUGCUUGACUUUGGACAAAGAAAAAGAGGAAUUGGAGAUUAAUAGUCUUGCGGUGGAUAUUGAGACAACGGAAGAGUCUCCACUGAAGUUGCCAAUGAAACGAUCAUUAAACAAAAAUCUUAUGGUGGCACCGAAGAUCAACUUUGUCGUUAACGGGGAGCACAAUAUGAAAAUCAAGAAGAAAGAUAAAGAUGAAGUUAAAGUUGAAGAGUUAACUACAUCUAAGUCAAUUUUGAAGCCAGAUGCAUACACAAUUGGGAAAUCACGAUUCUUUCCUAAAAAGGAGAAAAAGGGAGUAAGAAAUAACAAUGUGGAGCUGAAUUUUAAUGGCAUGUCAAACAUUAAGAUGAACCACCCUGAGAAAUCAAGUAAAAGAGGUUCUUAUAGUGGUUUACCUGUGAACAAUAUUUCCAAUCAGUUCAACCAAGAAAAUGUUAUCGUUGUAAAGCAAGAGUUGUUCGAUCCGAUUGACUCUGAGUGGAAACAUGUAAGAGAUCCUUUCGUCAAACAAAAUAAACAAGACAAAGUUUCUCCUAAGGAAUGUCCUGAUGUUAUUUCACCAGGUUCUAGUCUACCUAUAAUGAGUCUGAAGGGUAGAGAUGGUUCUAUUGGUAGAAGCAUCACAGAGAAGGAAAAACAACAUGUUGUGGUAACCGAUUUUCCUGUUCGUGAAGAAUCUAAAAGAAGGCAUUAUUAUGAAGGUGGUGCUAAAAUAAAACCACAUUCGGGUUCACAGUUGCAAAUUUCCUCUGAGAAGGUUUUUCAGCCAAUGAACCUUCCUAGUAAUCCAAUAUUACAAACGAACAUAUUGAGGAAUAAUCCGAAUUCGUUGUUUUUGAAUAAUAAUCAUAUAUCUCAUAAUCAAAGCCUCGGUGACAGAAGAAAUGCUGGUUCAAAUUUUCAAGAGAUGUUUAUAGGAAGAACAAAUCCUCGAGGAUACGGCUUUCAGCCUUCAUUGAGCAAUGCUGAAAUGAAUGAUAGAAAAAGGGGACAUCAUGAUGCAAGUUCACCUUUGAGGUUACCAUUAUCAUCACCACCAUCAACAUGGAUAUCAUCCUCAACCUCAACUCAUGAAAGGCUUCUUAGGCCCAUUUCAAGUAGUAGUUUUCCUCCAAAUACAUGGAACAUGAAUUUUAGUACAUCGUCUUCCAAUCAUCCAAUGAAGGCCAUGUAUCCUCCAAACUCUCUGAAGAAUUCCAAUGUGUAUCAUGUACCAAUUGUUCAACCUACUCCUAUUUUGAAUCAACCAUCUGCCAUAAAGGGUAGCCAUCAUGCAUUUUCAAAUUCUAGGAAGAGACGAGCUGUUGAAAUUAUUGAUUUCACAAAUCCUCACAAGUUACCAUAUGUGGGUGCAAAUUCUGAAAGCAACAUAGGAGAAGCUGAAAUUGAUACCUCUGAUGUUCCAAGAAGUCGUCUAGGGGUUGAUCCCAAUGCCCAGAAAUCAGAGAAGGAUUAUAUAAUUAAUUUGACUUGAGUUUGUUGUACAAGAACUAAUCAAGUUGCGGAGGUAGGAAGUGAAGCUUUCAACAGAGUAGAUUACUAGAGCUUGCGAAGAUAGGGUGUGGAGCUUUAUCAGAGUAGAUCACCAAAUCCUUACGGAGAUAGGAAGUGAAGUUUCAUUAGAAUAGAUCAUCAGAGUCUUUUUAGU